This is a messenger RNA of Postia placenta MAD-698-R-SB12, 2039 nucleotides long. RefSeq lists its product as hypothetical. Gene Ontology annotation, cellular component: P-body; cytoplasmic stress granule. The record is from RefSeq and is a predicted model, not a curated record. Gene Ontology annotation, biological process: cytoplasmic stress granule assembly; P-body assembly. Bases 113 to 1618 code for a protein of 501 amino acids. The transcript is spliced from 4 exons. Gene Ontology annotation, molecular function: mRNA binding; ATP binding; RNA helicase activity. Lineage: Eukaryota; Fungi; Basidiomycota; Agaricomycetes; Polyporales; Adustoporiaceae.
UAACCCGUCAGCUGUUCUCGUCCGGAAAUACUCUGCUCUCACAGAACAUCACCGAGACCGCGCAAAAUCACCCAACGCCUACUCAUCCCAAUCCGACACUUCUUCAUCAUUCAUGGCCCAACAACAGCAAGCACGUCCCUCCUCCUCCACUGCCAACAGCGACGCAUGGAAAUCCGGCCUGCGGCCACCACCUAAAGAUGACCGCCCGCAGACUGAAGAUGUCACAGCGACAAGGGGCCUUGAGUUCGAUGAGAUGUUCCUCCGCCGCGAGCUCCUCAUGGGUAUUUAUGAAGCUGGGUUCGAGAAACCCUCGCCCAUACAGGAGGAAGCUAUUCCCAUUGCCCUCACCAAACGCGACGUCCUUGCCCGCGCAAAGAACGGUACAGGCAAGACCGCAGCAUUCGUCAUCCCUUCUCUCCAACAAGUAGACAUUACCAAGAAUAAGAUUCAGGCCCUCCUCCUCGUGCCCACUCGUGAGCUCGCGCUGCAGACGUCCCAAGUAUGCAAAAUCCUCGGAAAGCAUAUGGGCGUUCAGGUCAUGGUCACGACCGGUGGCACCACUCUCAAAGACGACAUCAUUCGUCUAUCGGAGACUGUACAUGUUCUUGUCGGCACGCCUGGCCGUAUACUGGAUCUCGCGGGCAAAAACGUCGCGGACCUCAGCGAAUGCCCUGUCUUCGUCAUGGAUGAGGCUGAUAAGCUGCUGUCGCCCGAGUUUGCCCCCGUCAUGGAGCAACUACUCUCAUAUUUGCCAAAGGACCGUCAGGUCAUGCUGUUCAGUGCCACGUUUCCCCUAAUUGUGAAGGACUUCAAGGACAAGCACAUGAAAUCACCCUAUGAGAUCAACCUAAUGGACGAACUCACCCUGCGUGGUGUCACCCAAUAUUACGCCUAUGUCGAAGAACGACAGAAGGUGCACUGUCUCAAUACACUGUUCUCUAAGCUGCAAAUCAACCAGUCGAUCAUCUUCUGUAAUUCCACGAAUCGUGUCGAGCUGCUCGCGAAGAAAGUGACCGAACUUGGCUACUCAUGUUUUUACUCACACGCCAAGAUGCUACAGUCGCAUCGUAACCGCGUCUUCCACGACUUCCGUAACGGCGUUUGCCGCAACCUUGUAUGCUCGGACCUCCUCACGCGUGGUAUCGAUAUCCAGGCCGUCAACGUCGUCAUCAACUUCGACUUUCCCAAGAACUCCGAGACCUACCUCCACCGUAUCGGCCGUUCAGGGCGUUUCGGUCACUUGGGUCUUGCGAUCAAUCUCGUGACAUACGAGGAUCGUUUCAACUUGUACAAGAUUGAGCAGGAACUCGGCACGGAGAUCCAGCCAAUCCCGCAGUACAUUGACAAGGGUUUGUACGUCGCGCCUGGUGCGACUGAGGAGGCUCCGGAACAGCCGCAGCCGCAGCAGAAGCCACGAGCCAACCAGGCGCAGCCUCAACAGCCGCGUCAAUCCGCUCCUCAGUCUCAGCCAGUACCAGGGCAAGUGGUGUACUCUAGCGCUCCUCAACAAGCACGGGUCAAUGGCAAUGGGACCGCCGUUCCUCAGGCCCAGCAACCGCCACGAGCGGCGUACAACGGCCAGGCAGCGUAUCGUGGUGGUGUCCCUGUCGCGCGAUGAGCAUCGCUAGUGCCACCCGGCUGGCCUCUUGUCACGCUUCAGUCCGGAGACUCUGUACUGUGCCAAGACGUGAGGGGUUUUGCGUAGGACCGAGGAGGGGAGGGGUGCGGAGGCGGAGGAGUGUGUCGGUGAAGACCAACCUGGCGAACCCGAAUUCUAUCCACGGCGAACAUGCGGCUUACGGCAUCUGAAGGAGCUUCUGUAUCAUAAAUGGCUUUCAUGUCUGGAACCCUCGCAUUCUGGCACACAUCAUACCAGCCGGCCAGUCGCAGCUAUUCUCGCCGGCUCUGUCUGACUAGUCUAUCUAUCGUAUAAGGUCACGCCGUUUACUUUCGUCGCUAUUCUCCCUAUUGUCAGCUCCUUCGCGUCGCCGUAGCCUAGUGCCUUGUCGUGAAUAGAAUGAGGUGUUCGUGGUUGGUCU